AUGCGUGCGUGUGUCUCACGACCGAAGGCGUCACACGUUGGAAUGAAUCGUGAAAGCGUGCCGGGAGGAGUGCGUGGGGCCAUACCCCUCGCGGCCAAGCCAGCGGCGGUGGCAAAGACUGUCGAUAGCAAUACUCCUGCGGCUCCACCCACGACGCCGUUUCCCUCUGCACACCUGCCCCCCGCGGAAGCUGCAUCCACAUUUUACUUUGUCGUCUUCUUGUGUAACCGCUCUCCCAUUUUCCACUCGAACCGCAUUCCGCAGUGCGAGGACACGCCCCCGUAUACACCCGGUGAUCUUGUCUACUUUGGACCCGCAGAGGAAGUGGCGCAACAGAAGCUGCAGGAGUUGGCGUUUCCACUUGGAUUUGGGUGCAAGAGCUCCUUCACGCGCAAUGGCCCCCUCUGGAGCUCUCGUCUGGAGUGUGUGCGAACGCGGGAUAAGGUACGGUACCAUAGGAUGAUUAUUGUAUCCACCUUUGUCGUGUCCGUCGCCGUAGAAAGUGGUGAGUUGUGGACGAUGCAAACAAAAUACGCUGCUGUGGCGUUGGUUGUCACGUGCCCAGCGGAUAAGCCCUACCAUCGGUUUUUAGUGGACAACUUCACAAGCGUUGUGCGAAACUUGCUGCAUACCGUCCUCAACUUUGCAAUGAAGGCGACACAGCUCUUUUUUUUAAGGCUUUCCCCAACCACCGCAGUAGGAAAGUUGGUCACGGAGUUGGAGCGAGGCUCUCAGGCGUUACAGACACACCGGACGUUGGGGUCAAUUCUUGUCAAUGCCUUUGCACACGAGCAUGCUAUCCCACGCCUGCACAGCCGCCUCGUUAACGUGAAUGUCCCCGAUUUUUUUUGUGCCUUCACCAGAAAACUGUCUUGCGCCACAGAUUUCAUUGAGAAUUUGUUGAGUGGCGCGUUGCAUGGUUUGUGUUGUUUCAGUGAGUCCUUCACAAGCCGUGUCAUUGCCGGCCUGCUGUCGCUGUCGAAUUGGGAACGAUGGGGCUCUGGUCAAGCCAACGUGGAAGCACGGCAACCGCGACACAACGUCGAGGAGGGCGCAGAGACGGUUGACAACUAUGGUAACUACUGGAGACACAUGGAGAGGGCAGAGAGGAGUAGUAGUGGUAGUAGCUGCGGUGGCAACAAUAAUAAUACGUAUGGGGCUUUGUCCCUUGUAUUGGAACGGUGCAAAAGUGUCGGCAAGAACAACAAUAACAGUACCAUCAGUUGUGUUGACACUGAAAGCAUUUCUGUUACUGCUGGGACCCAACGUUUGGAUAGGUUAGACUUUAAUUCAGUUUCGAGGACUGACUCCGCACCUUCCACGGCAGCGCGUAGCACGGUUACUACUACCGAUGUCGCUUGUUCGCUUUCAUCACAACGUGUAGGACGUGUAGUGAUUUUUGGUACGGAUCCAGAGCUGGCACGGUGUUUACUUAUCCUGGCGGCCUUUUUUUUCCGAGACUAUUGUACCACUGUGGGUACGUCAAGUUGUCAGUGCGACGAAGCGCCUUUUGCGGGGAAGGUGCUUUCAUGCGCCUACCCUUCCUUUCCGGUGCAGUGGGUUAUGGAGGAGUACGAUGAGGCACGUGUGGAGCGAUUACUUUUCUCCCCAUACUCUGUAGAUAAUCUAGUGUUGAUUAUUUCACCACGUGGUGAGGUCUGCAAUCGCAUGCGUCUGGAGAAGCGGUUUAGCCUCAUUCCUAUUUUGGUGGAGAAGUUCAAAGAAAACUUUCAACCUGUGUGUCCCUUUCAGCAACGCACUCUCAGUGUCGUGAGGAUGCUUCCCGACAAGAUGAUAACUUCCGCGAUACGCAAGGCUCAGCGGAUGCGAAAGAAGAGUUGUGGGGCCGUGAGCUGUGUCGUGUUUUUUGAAUCGUUUAUGUUGAGGCUUGUGCGACAAAGCCAGCUAUGUUACCUGCAGCAGCAGUGCGUUGAGGCGGAGGCGCCGACAGCGUCGCUUUUUUCGACGUCGUCGCUCCUUUCGACGCCCCCGAGAAGCGCAGGUUCCUCACACGCCAUUUGCGUUGGGUCUCAUAUGUCGAGGUUUUUUUCGUUUUUUGGCCGGAAAGACGGUGACGCCGUCCAUCUCUGCAGCCGUCCGCGUUGCUCUUCUGCAGACGCGCCCCCGCACUAG
This is a messenger RNA of Trypanosoma rangeli, 2133 nucleotides long. RefSeq lists its product as uncharacterized. The transcript has a single exon. The record is from RefSeq and is a predicted model, not a curated record. The coding region runs from base 1 to 2133 and encodes 710 amino acids. Lineage: Eukaryota; Euglenozoa; Kinetoplastea; Trypanosomatida; Trypanosomatidae.